AAUUUGGCGCCCCUUUGGAACACGAUCCCGCCAUUUGCUGUAUACUCUCGCGCGCUUUAUAUCUUCCAAGUUCCAGACCCUUCUAAUUCAGCCUUCUCUUCCAGUUUUCUUGUUUCUCUAGUCGAGUUGAAAUCCGAAGCCGUCCGAUUCCACUGCAAAUCCCCGCGAACUAUCACUCCGGUAACUCGGUAAGUCAUCGCACGGCCAGUUCUACUUGUUACUCUCUUUUCUCUGUGAUCCUUCUAGCUAUGGAUUCUCGUUGGAGCCAAAAGGGUUCUCACUUCUCAGUGUCGCCAUUAGUCCAGAUCCUCGUUUACCGAUUGCGUUCUCAGCCGGGAUAUCAAUCCUGAUUAAGGUUUCUGUGCCUUCUCUUUCGGGGGGGGGGGGGGGGGGGGGGGGGGGGGGGGGGGGGGGGGGGGGCGGGGGGGGGGGGGGGGGGGGGGGGGGGGGGGGGGGGGGGGGGGUCUUGAUUUGUUCCCAAACCCUAGAUCUUCUGCUUUUGAAACCACCAUCACCGCCUCCAAUCGUUCUUCUCCUUCACAGCGGCGCAGUCGCAUCCUCUCUCACCUAACGAGCAGACUUCGAUCUACUUCCCUUUUGCGCCAUCUCGCCCUCAUCUCCUCCCCGGUCCGCCAAACCCUAAUUAUGUGAUUCUGUUUUCCACCCGCUGUGAUUUCCUUUAGGUUUGCGAGAAUCGAUCGAGGUUCAUAGUCUCGUUGUAUCCUAACCGACACAUCAAUCCCAACUUGAUUGUCUUAGAUUGACUAUGCGUUGCUCCACAUGUUUUUUGUUAUUGAUAUGUUGAAGUUUUUGAAGGGGAGGUAUUGUUGAUCCAUGUUGCUUCCAGACUCCAGUUAGCCAUUCUUUAAACUAAUGUUGUGUAUAUACUGAUCCGUGCAGAGAUAAUGGACACAUCAAACCCUGCAAUUCUUGUGAAUGGAAACCUGCUGCCAACACAUGUGAGGAAGAGGGUCAGGACAGUGAUUCAAGUAAUGAACUCCGAUCGCGGUUCAGUCAUUGGGAAAUCCACAGAUGAUCAGCAGCUAGUCAUAAAGGGCUCCCCGCCAUCUACGCCACUCACCAGGUUUGUGGAGGUCAUUGGCAUUGCUGAUUCUGACAAGUCCAUCCAAGCUGAGAUAUGGACAAACUUUGGUGACAACUUUGAUGCAUCUUCCUUCAAUCAGCUUUGCCAACUUGCAAAUGGUGAAUACCAACACUUGUUCCUGUGAGCAGCAGCAGCACCCUGCAAAUGGGUUUUAUUUAGUAGCUCAGUAGCUUGUGAAUUUUGCGAUCAGAUGAUGGUUCUGUUUGUUUGGUUCUGAUAGUGUUACCUUUAAACAUGUAUUGUCUUUAGCUUUUGUUGGGAAUGGAAUUCAGAAUUCUGGGUCUCUACUCUCUAGUCUGUAGUUUCUGCUGCAUUGAGGGCUCUGUCCGAGUUUUUGUUCGUAUUUGGGAUGCCUUGCAUUAUGUCCAGCAAAUUUGGGAUCAUUUUGCAAAUUUACCAAACGAAUGAAGAGCGAGAGCUAGAGAGAAAUUUCUGUUUGGGACCAUUUAACAUGGCUGGAGGAGAGGAGACGGAAGAAAGGUGCCUCAACAGGGGUGAACUUGUGAUGAUGAUAGUACUUAUUUGGUCAUUCAAUUCAUUAAUUUACAUGUCACAUUGAGUAUUGAAUUCGUUUUUAAUAGAUGCAAAGCCCUUAU
Molecule: messenger RNA, 1701 nt
Organism: Linum trigynum
Lineage: Eukaryota; Viridiplantae; Streptophyta; Magnoliopsida; Malpighiales; Linaceae
Source: the annotation of a GenBank genome assembly